AUGGUGAAAAUGAAAAAUGAAAAUAACCUUCAAGUUACUUUUUCAAAAAGAAGAUCUGGUCUUUUCAAAAAAGCUAGUGAGCUUUGCACUCUUUGUGGUGCAGAAGUCGUUGUUAUUGUGUUUUCUCCUGGUCGAAAAGUCUUUUCUUUUGGUCAUCCAAAUGUUGAUCUUGUAAUUGAUCGUUUUCUAAACAUUAAGUCACAUCAUCCUAACCAACACAACAACUUGCAAGUUAAUGACGCUCGUCAAAAUGCACUUGUUCAAGACCUCAACAAUCAUCUCACUCAGGUGAUUGAUCAACUCGAAGCAGAGAAAAAAAGAAACGAAGGUUUAAAACAAAAGAGAAGAGAUAGUAAGAGGGCUGAGAAUUGGUGGGAAGAACCCAUAGAAGAGUUCGACCUAACUCAGCUAACUGAAUUCAAAUGCGGUUUGGAAAAUCUGAGAAAAACAGUGACAACUGAAGCUUCCAAAUAUCUUCAAGCAAAUCAAAUUCCUCGCCAUAACUACUAUGUUGAAAGUUCUAGUAGUGCUGCUUUUGGGGUCUCUGGUAAUAAUGGUAAUAUCAACACUGAUUUGGAUCUGUUUAAUCAUCCAGGAAUGGUGAACAUGAACGCAUUCAAUUACAACCACAACAUGAUGGUUGCUCCUAACCAUACAACACCUGCCGGGAAUAAUGGUAAUAUUACUCAAGGGUUCGCUCCAGAAUACAAUCAAAACCAGAACCAGUAUCAAUUUAAGCAAGAGGACAUCUCCGAAAAUGAUCACCAUCCUAAUUAUCUUUCUCGCUUUGGAGAUGAUUACUAUUAA
Molecule: messenger RNA, 807 nt
Organism: Microthlaspi erraticum
Lineage: Eukaryota; Viridiplantae; Streptophyta; Magnoliopsida; Brassicales; Brassicaceae
Source: the annotation of a GenBank genome assembly